Messenger RNA from Drosophila gunungcola (fruit fly), 2000 nucleotides. Its product is annotated as serine/arginine repetitive matrix protein 2. NCBI's taxonomy places the organism in Eukaryota, Metazoa, Arthropoda, Insecta, Diptera, Drosophilidae. The record is from RefSeq and is a predicted model, not a curated record. The transcript is spliced from 6 exons. The coding region runs from base 389 to 1711 and encodes 440 amino acids.
GCCAACGACAAACGCUUUAGUGAAAAUCAAUCCAUGCCUCAUUUCUUUGUCAGCCAGACGCCAGGAAAAACUGAAAAAUCGCCUGGAAAACAUAUCUCAUCGGAACCAAACCACUGAAAAAACAAUACUUAAAGGACAAAUCACAACUAAAAGAGCAAUAAAGCUGGUUUAACACAACAUCCGUGCGGAAAAAGUACCUGGGAAAUUGGCCCACACCUGUUUUUAGGCCAAGGAAAAAGCGAAGCUACGACGCAAAAGGCGCCCGAAUUUUGCAAACCGGUUUUCGGCGCAGAAGCACACCAACAAGAUCCUUCGAAAGACAAGCGGAAGGCAGCGGAAACACACAGAUUUAGAGGAUCAAGCUAUUAAAAAGAUCACCGGCGGUAUCAUGAACACUGGGAUCUCCCUGAACGAGCGCUUCACACAGAUGCAGUCGAAGCCACAGCCGCAGAGUCGCGGACGCAGUCGCUCGCGGAGCAGGAGCCGCCGCAUCGUGGACAGCGGCGCCGGGAACCCGGGCGUUUCGGCGGCCAACUCCCGCCUGCUGCAGGAGUUCAAGCGACGCCACACCGUCCAGACGGCCCUCAAGCUGAAGCGCAGAAGCUUACGGACCAACGCCGUGAGCGGACGUGGAGCCCGCGUUGGCGGCGUCAAGUCGCUGCGCCUGGCGCCCAACGGAAAGCCCAUGCGGUCCAACAAUGUGACCCGGGUAGCAACGAUGCGUGCCGAUCUAGUGGCCAGCGGCAGUGUGGGUCGCAAUCGCCGCAGCGGCAGCAGCAACCGCCGCUUUCCCGCCUCCGGCGGAGGUGCAGGUGGUAAUGGAGGCGGUGGUGGCCUUCGUCAGCGACUGGGGCAGCGCAGGCCCUCAGUGGGCGGUGCGGCCGAGCGCGUAGAACGCCGUCAGCGACAGCAGCAGCAGCAGCAUCAACAGCAAGCACCACGUGGACGUUCCCGUUCGCGAUCCCGGUCGCGCCUCCCGCAACCGCAGCGCAUGGAAAGAGGUCGCUCCCAGAGCCGCGGACGCAGCGUAGGCCGUUCACAGAGCCGUAAUCGCGAUCGCUCCGCUCAAGGACGAGUCCCGGUGAAACAGCGCCUCUCGGUCAAGCAUCGCUUAGGCGUGCGUCCCGGCCAGGGAAAAAACCAGGGCAGCCAGGCCAAGAACCCAAGGCAGCGCCGUGCAUCGAGCCAACUUCGAGGCGUUACCGGCGGACGAGUGGAGAAGCGUCGUAACGGCAAGGUUCCUCAAAAGAAAGGAAUCUCCGCCUCGCUCGCCGGACGCCAGGGACGACCACGCGGAAGAUCUGCUGUCAGGAACGCUGCUGCUGGCGGUGGGGCUGCGAACAACUCUGCACCCGCGCGUCGCUCUCGCUCCCGAAAUCGCGCAGCCGCCGCUGCUGCUGCCGCUGCCAACGCGACCGCUUCGGGCCGGGCUAAUCCUCGCCAGCGACGUGGACGCAGUGCGGGCGCUGCCAAGGGCAACAACAUUAGCAGCAACAUCAACAGAAAUGGUAAAACCAACAAAAACGGCAAGGCCAAGGCGGCCAACGGUGGCAAACAGGUCCCGCAACAAGAGGCUCGAAGGGGACGCAGUCGUAGUCGUAAGCCUGCAGGCAAGCCACAGCGCUCGGAGGUUAAACGCGAGGAUCUGGACAUGGAACUGGAUCAGUAUAUGUCCACCACCAAGUCUGAGAUGGACUACUUGCUUAAGUAAAAUCAGAUCGUUCGGACCAAAUCUAAUAGAAGGAAGGAAGAGAAUAAAUGAAAGCUACCACCGGCUAUAGACAGCUUAUGAUUCUCUCAUCGCACUAAGUUACCGCCUAGUUCAUAGUUAUUUUAAGCAUUAAAACAUUAUAAAAGCGCCCACAAAACGCCUCUAAACAUAAAAAUGUUCUCGUGUACAUAUGGCAAGCUGUAGAACUUUAAGUAAAUCUGGGCGAUAAAUGUAAUUUUAAUCGCAUUUUCCGAAAUACAAUUUAGUUAUUGCUCAACUAAAAGACAAA